Molecule: messenger RNA, 902 nt
Organism: Populus trichocarpa (black cottonwood)
Lineage: Eukaryota; Viridiplantae; Streptophyta; Magnoliopsida; Malpighiales; Salicaceae
Exons: 1
Coding region: 221-727 (168 amino acids)
Source: RefSeq, a predicted model, not a curated record
GCUCCUUUAGCUUUCUAAAUUCAAUUUUUCCGUUUAACUUUUAAACAGAAAGAAAGAUAGCUUUCUACCCUCCACUAGUAUAGUAACUCUAGCACAAGAAAGACUCUUACAUUUCUUAAGUAUAAAUAUAUCUUGUAACUCCUCUUCUCCCUCUUCAUUCUAUACAACAACAAGGUAGAGAAAUCCCUCUUCUCCUCCUGUAAGACUUCUUAAGACCUUCAUGGUUAUAUUUUCUUGGAGAAAAAUGGGCAAUUGCUUAGCUCAUAAUUGUGUUAGACCUCCCUUUAUAGGUUCUUGCAUCGGAUUCCCUCAAGCGAAGCAUGAGAAAGUUUUGCAUGUUGUCAAAACAGAUGGAAAGGUUUUGGAAUUCAGCGCUCCAAUUCUUGUGAAAGAUAUCGCGGUCAACUUUCCUGGCUCAGGUAUUGGUCUAACAAAUGAAGCUAUAGAGCAUCUGCCACCAAGUUACGAGUUAAAGCUUGGAAAUGUUUACCAUGUUCUUCCACCACCUCCAGGGACUUCACCGGUGGUUGACAGGGAAGAAGAAGCAAGUAGUGGUGGUGUCAAGAGGAUUAAAGUUGUAAUAACAAAGCAACAACUUCAGCAGCUUUUGAAAAAGGAAAUAUCUCUUGAGGAGGUUCUGUUAGGGCUAGAGCAGAAAAGUUCUUCUCUUGACUCUCCAAGAAAUUGGAAGCCAAAGCUGGAAUCAAUCCCUGAAGGACUUGAGUAGUAUAGCUUUGGAAAUGUACAAUUUAGGUACUGAAUUCUCUCUUGUUUAGCUGACAAUGAAUUUAUCAUGUAGAUGUACUGAUUAGCCAAAGAUGGAGAACAUGUAAAAAGAAAAAAAAUUAAAGGAAUAUAAAAAGAAUUCUGUCUGCUACAGAACAUUGAAAGAUUUUCAUCUA